Clunio marinus is the source of this 243-nucleotide messenger RNA. NCBI's taxonomy places the organism in Eukaryota, Metazoa, Arthropoda, Insecta, Diptera, Chironomidae. The record is from the annotation of a GenBank genome assembly.
AUGUCAGUUGGAAGACAAACAAAGAAAAAGAGAAGACAACAUCAGGCAGGGAUGUUGUUUUUCAAAUAUCCAAAUGAAGAAUUCGGAGAAACAAACAUUUCAGUCAUCAGAUCUCAACUCUGCAUGAAAAUGACACAUAAAGAGAGAAAGGCUUUAUUUUAUUUAUUCCACAUAUAUGUACACUCUCUUCAGAGUUGCCUGAUUGCUUCAAAUAAAAUAAGAAGUGAGCUUAAAGUUGACUAA